AUGGCCAACAGCACCGUCGCCGAACCGUUUCCCAUCACCUUGACCAGCGGUAGAUUCAUGGUCUAUGACGUGCAAACCAUCGCCCACCUUCAAAAGACUCACGGCAUUGACGGCGCAUCGCAAGCUCUCGAACAAUACAACCCCCUUGAGUUGAGAUCUGAGGAUGUCGCGUUGCUAGUCAACAAGGGCAUUGCUCAAAUCAUCCGCGACGACAAGAUACAAUCGCCAAAGUCACCAUCAAAUGCGCCAGCCUCACCAAAUGGCGUGCCCAAGAUCACUACAGCCAGCGACAAUACGCAAGACAAUUGGAAUGACAUUCCUGACGAUAUGUUUGCCUCUCGUGGGCGGUCGAACAAGGCCAAGAAGCCUCGCUCUCGUCUUGGGGUGUCGCCUAUUCCCUCGACUGCGCCAGGGAGCCGUACUGCUAGUGUCGGCGGCCUCCAUCCUGGUCCACCUCCGUUGAGGCCUGCCGCUUCGCAACCGUUGCUGCGUCCACCUCCUCCGCCAUCGCGACAGACUUAUUCCUAA
Aureobasidium namibiae CBS 147.97 is the source of this 528-nucleotide messenger RNA. RefSeq lists its product as uncharacterized. Bases 1 to 528 code for a protein of 175 amino acids. The transcript has a single exon. The record is from RefSeq and is a predicted model, not a curated record. Lineage: Eukaryota; Fungi; Ascomycota; Dothideomycetes; Dothideales; Saccotheciaceae.